Messenger RNA from Cucurbitaria berberidis CBS 394.84, 1290 nucleotides. RefSeq lists its product as uncharacterized. The record is from RefSeq and is a predicted model, not a curated record. The transcript has a single exon. NCBI's taxonomy places the organism in Eukaryota, Fungi, Ascomycota, Dothideomycetes, Pleosporales, Cucurbitariaceae. The coding region runs from base 1 to 1290 and encodes 429 amino acids.
AUGUCGGACGAGGGCGAGCCGUUAAUCAUAGCCCCAAAGGGCGAUCUCGUCCUCGAUGUUGCACAGGAAGAGGAUAGCCAGCGGUUUUCGUACCGCGUAGACUCGAAGACGUUGCAACAGAACUCACGGUACUUCGAGAAUCUGUUGAGUGACCGCUUCAGCGAGGGACAGCGACUGUCAGCGGCUCUUGAGGCUCUGAAACUCAGUGAACACUCAAAUAUUGCAGAUGCUACCAUAGACGUGCUACCCCAUAUAUCAAUCGUCAACGUCGGCAGAGUGGCGCUUUUGAAGGCGUCCUCGGUCGAAAACCUAGUCGCAGAUUUCCUUCGCUCAAUACACGGAUUCGACCUCGCCGUGAUAAACCCUCCCGUCGCCAAUCUUGCCAACCUCGCCGUUGUUGCCGACCGGUUCGAUGCUGUCGCAUGCGUUUCGAAGUACGUGGAGCGGAGAAAAUACCUACAAGUUGUCGAUGCGAAGUCGAAAGGCAGACCAAGUCCGACCUUGACGGAGGAAAGAGUGCGACAAAAGCUGCUGAUCGGGCUACUGUUCGACCACCCGCCCUGGGUCACAAAAUACGCCAAGCACAUGAUCAUGCGAGAUUCAGUACAAUGGCGGCCUGGCGUAGAGGAGAAUCAUACACAAGCUCUGUGGUGGGACAUACCGAAUGGAGUCGAAGAUGAAAUGAUCCAGCGACGCGAGUACAUUUUGGAGACGAUCAACUCUCUCCAGGCGCAUUUCCUCAAGCUGUAUACCUCUGGAGAACGGCAGUGUAAGCUGGGGUACGACACAUCACUACAAUGUGACAGCUUCCAGCUUGGAGAAAUGGUGCGGUUCUUCCACAAGAUCGACACGGUGCGAUUACAGGGUAAAAUCUAUGACAACACGGAGCCUACGUACUACCUGGGGGAUAUCGAUCGGUUACUUAUGUCAUUGCGGCAAUGUUCAAACUACCAAGUCGACGCCAACCACUCCCACUGUGGUCUACGGUCACGACUUCUCCCACUAGUUGACCUCAUACAGAACCAGCUCAGUCUCGACAAUGGCAGCCUUGACAUUGGUAUUUGCGCCGAUUGCUGGAACCAUCAUCGCUCAGAGUAUGCCUGGUCACUAGCUAAGAGACCGGUCUUGUGGACCCAUCCUCGGUCCUUGACGGGCAAUCGCACGCUUGCCAAUGGCUUCUCACGGAAGGGCCAUCAGCGGACGCCAAGUAGCUGCCUCAGCAAGCAUGUUGCGGUGAGGGAUCUGUUCAUGGCUGUCGAAAGGCACUGGACGGCUAGGGACGUCUUUUAG